UCUCUCCAUCUGACCUGUCCUGUCCUCUCCCUCUCUCUUUCUCUUUCUCUUUGUCUUUCUCUCUCCAGAAAAACUUCCCCCGUUUUUACUUCACUGACACACUCCUCCCUCCUCAAUCUUUCCCCAACUUCCUCCUCGAUUUCUCCCUUGCUUCUUUUCAAAUACCCCCAAUUUCAAUUUCAAAUCCCUCAAAAUUUCAUCCAUCAUCAUCAUCAACAUCAAAUUCAAUCCAUUUCAAUCACCCCCAAUAUGAUUACCAAUAUUACUACUGUUUCAAUCAGUUUUAGGGUUAUACUCAUUUUCAUGUUUAUCACCAUCUUUUCUUCAUCUAGGGAUUUGAUCGUCUUCUCCUCUCUCAAAUAGCAUCAAUUUCGACAUGAUCGUCUGCUUCUUUAAUGAUUUUUUUCAAUGAUUGCCCGGUUUUUGAUCAUUCUAGGGUUUAUUUCGGAUUGAUCUUCUUGGUACUGUUCAUUCAGAGGCUUGCCUGUGGAGAGACAUACAGAACUUAACUUGCUUCAAGAAGAGCUCAAAAGAAACUCUAGAGAUGCUGAGUGUACAGAAAUAAACCUGGGCCAGAACUUGAAAAUAUUAAGUGGUUUAUCAGGUCUAUGUCAGGACCUUGACAUUCUAAAGUGGAAAUGAAGGCGACAGAAGCUGCAAAUAAUCCCGCCAAGCAAUUUGAAGAGGCAAUUUUGUCUAGGAAGCAGUACUUAGAUACUGCUAGGGAUCACUACUUGACCGCACUUGCUGGGCUGAGUGGCGGAAAACAAGAACAACCAAAGAUAUCCCCUUGUAGUGAUUCAUCUUUGCUGUUGGAAGACAAUGUCUGCAAUCUAGCAGUUGAAGCUGAACAAGCAUCCACCACACCAGGACAUGGGCUAGAAAAGACAUUUUCUGAAAUGGAUGUACAAAUGCUGUAUCCUAAUGGAGUUCUCAAAGCAUCUGAAAAGGAUUUGGAGGCUGUGAAGUUACAAUUUAAUAAAUCUCUUGCUAGAAAUACGAAAUCCCAAAUCACGGAAAUGAUUUGUAAACUUGGGAUUUUGGGGAAGGAAAUAGAUACUAUUGAUGCUGCAGAUUCAAAAACGACAAGGACUGCCUCAAUAGAUCCUGAUAAUGCUAUGGAGUCACUGCGAAAGACAGUGGUAGAAAGUAGCUCCAUCCACAGGAUGGUAGAGUCUUUAAAAGCUAAACUUGACAAUUUGAAGAAAGAACAUGCAGGAUUAAGUGAUGUUGACGUAGGAGCAGAAUCUGCUGCUAGGAAUCUGAAUUUCAGGUUCUUUAGAAGCAAACCCGAGAAUGAAGGAUGUUUUGCAAAGAAAGAUAAAGCUAGUCAAACUUCUGAAGAAGUAACUCAGGAUAAAGAAGUUAAUGACCUGAAGAUUAAAGCAAGAGGGUUGAAAAGGGAACAUGAUGCUGCAAAAUUUUCUAAAAAUGUGGAGAAGAGACCAAAAAUCAUGCCUGAUGUUGAUGAAGCAAAAGAGCGUAUAGUGAGCUCGGCCGAUCUGGUUAAGAGCUUUCCUGAGGGAAUUCAUCCUGCAUGUGUAUCAACGUCUGAAUCUAGUGCCCGAUUUAUGAUUUCUGAAGAUGAGCUUGAGUCAUCAAGCCAGCAAGUGGGGAAGUCAGCUAAGUUGGAUAGGGGAACUUCGGUUGCAGCAAAGGAAGGAGUUGAGGGGGAAAAAUGUGACUAUGCUUCUGAAUUCUCCAUUCGAGACUUUGUCUUUGCUGCUCGGAAUAGAGAUAUCAGCCUGAAUUGGCCCUUUUCUCAGAAAAAUUUGCAACUUUGUCUGAAGCAUGGUGUAAAGAAUGUAUUGCCUUCUUUUCAGCCUCUAGAUUCUCCGAGAGAUAGUUCCAUGAAUUGUUUGGCUGAGAAUAUAUUGCGCAGUGAAGAAAGUAAUGUGAGGCUGUCAAUGUUUAAUAAUCAUAUUGCACCUGACACUAUACUGCAACUGGAUCAUUCAUGGAACCAGGAUCUUGCUGAAGGCUACAGGGAUUCAGAUUCAUUUCGUACUGGAGGGGAAAGAGAUUUGGUAUUCAAGACUGUUGCGACUGCUAAUUCUCAAUCAGAAGUAGGGUCAGUUUCCACUAGCAACCUUCCUUUGUCGGAAGUCUCGGAUGAACGAGAAGCUGUGGGUUCAGCUGCUAAUAACAAGACAAACAGUUCAGCCUCACAACUAUCCAGUAAGAAGUGCAAAGUGGCAGUGAAGAUUCGUGUUAACAGUAAACGUAACACACCUGAAGAUAUCACCUCUCCUUGUACUGGCCCUCCCGAGACAAUUUCUUCGAAGAUUUGCCCAGUCUGUGAAACUUUCUCAUCAUCUUCAAAUACUACUUUGAAUGCCCAUAUUGAUCAAUGUCUCUCUUCACAAUCUCCUCCUAUCUGGAUGAAGAGUUCAAAGCUAAUCAAGCCUAGAAUAAAGCCAAGAAAGAUAAGAUUAAUGACUGAUAUCUGUGCCACAGCCCCUUGCUGCACAUUGGAAGAUUUGGAUAGGAGAAAUGGUACUAACUGGGCUGCAAAUGCAGAUUUACCCUUGGAGGAGGCUGAUGUACCUUCUGAACGGAGAUGUCCUGGAGUAUCAUCCAGAUAUCUUAAACAAAAUGCUGAUGAUGGUUCUGUUUAUAUUGACUCGAGUGGAAGAAAAAUACGUAUUCUUUCGAAGUUCAAUAGUACGUCACCAUCAUUUUCAAAGGCUAGAGAGGAUCAAAGACCCAAAAAGCAAUCAAGAAAGGCCAAGAGAAGCAAAUUCUUUUCACCUAAUAGGAAAAGGUGUCUUGCUAAACAUUUGAAGUAUCUUAAAGCCACCCGUCAAAGAAAACGGUCUUUCUCUUCGAAGACCAAGGGACCUUCUGUUGAAGCUUGUGGGCUACAAGAUGCUGUGCGUGAAGUGGGAGGCGAGAAACAACCAGCCUCAUUUGUUAAGAGAGUCCAAGUUCAAGAACAGAACCAUCCCGGUGAUCCUGGAGGCAUUACCAAACUCUCCAGGUGUGAGGUUCAAGCAACAAAAGAUUCGCUCAUUGGGAAUGAUCAAGUUGGGAAUGCUGAGGUGGGGCCUAGAUGGACACCUGUCAAGAAGCAUAUUGAUUUGCCAAAGAUAUCCGUCUCCUUUACUCAAAGUAACUUGACAACUCCUGCUAUUUCCCCUGUUUGGGUGGACCGGAGGAGUGACGGUUCUUGUAGAGAGAAGAUGUUGGGUGGCCGUUCACUGAGAGGCGCAGUCCGGGAAAAUAGAGACGCAUUGCAGGUAUCUUUGAAGUCAGGAGCUACUCUGUCUAACAGGAAUAUCGCCGUGGAAUCUACGCCAAAUUCUUCAGAUUCCGCUGUGGUUCCAGCUCCUCCCCUUGAAAGAGAAGCUGACAUCCAACCAAACGUUUUGCCAAAUGCCGUUAUAUCCUUUUCUACUAGCAGGGGACUGUUGCGUAGUUGUCGUGCUGGACCAUCGAAAGGAAUGAGACCGCGCAAUCCAAAAGCUAUGAUUUCACCCAACCGCUCUUGUGCUCGUGGGUGUCAGUCUAAUUCUGAAAAAAUUGGUCCAGCCCUUGAAAACUCUCGUGACUGCCAUGAAGAUGAAGAGGCUGAAGCUUGGUCUACUGACACUAGUGAACAGUUUGAUGCUACGAUUGACCACCCAAAAAGUACCAGAAUUUCCGACUCUCUUGGUAGAAGUAACAUGGUCAAAGUGCGACAAAAAAGAGCCUUGGAAUAUGGUCAGAAUGGAGAUACCAACAGAGAUAAUGAACUUGCUGAUGACACACGUGGUUGCGUCAGUUCUGCCAUGACAGGUCUUCAUAAUGAAACAGAGUUUAUUGCUUCAGUUUCAUCUUCCAGCUUGGCUAUUGGGGUAAAUAAGACUAGUUUGAGGACAACGUUUAAUCCUGAACUAGAAAAAGUUGUGGAUGUAUCUCAGUCUAAAUUACUCCAAUGUUCAGACAAAUUUCAGAGUCCUUUAUUCAGGGCUGAAGCUAGUGGUAAUCUAAGCCAACCUGGUCUAAAUGAUGAGUGUGAGAUGCUUUGUGGAAAUUUGGCGGAUUCUCAGAGACUGGAGCUUAAGACCGGAGAUUACAUUCUCAAUUUCGGUCAUGGAGGUUUUUCUCCGGAAGUUGAUCCAAUGCUUAUUAUUCCAGGACCACCAGGAUCAGAUUUGCCCAGUUUCAGUGAUAUGGGCUCUGAAGAUGAUAAUUAUGAACUUGGAAGAAGACAGGAGGUUGAUGGAGAUCUGUCAGAAUCCCCAUUUUCUGCCACAUCCACCAUCUCAAACUUGGGUAGAAAUAGAACAGAUGAUGUUACUGUCAAUGAACAAAAAUCUUUUGGUGUUUCUCUUUCAGUCCCCGAUAAUGUUUAUCCAGUGUGGUUAGGUGCCAGCUGUGGACCUUUUCCGGGGAUUUCAACAGUUUCUUCACGAAUUACUGCUCCUGAGAGUGAAAGGGUUACUCGUGUUAAUAGUUCGGCAAAUGACGUGAUUGAUCUGCAAUGCUGUCCACAAAUUGAAGAGAUUACUCAAAGCACUAUGACUUCCCAGGAAUCUCAACUUCUAGGUUGGAGACCAACAUUUUCCAAGAGUUUUUCUGGAGGAAAUCAUACAUAUUCCGCAUUGGAUGGAAAUUCAAUUGUUGUUAAUGACCGAAAUGCUGUCCUUUCUUCCAGCAACUAUCACAGGGAAAACUCAGUGAACUCAGCUGAUCCAUUUUCAAGAACUGGUGACUGUGAUUCUAUCAGUCCUUCUGCCCUAACUCUCCGGUUAAUGGGCAAGGAUUUAAAGGUUAGUAACCAGAUAGACACCGAUCUUUCAAGGUCUCAAGCUGCCAUAAAUGGUGACAUGAAUAAAUUGGUUAAAAGAAGUUGGGAACCUCAGAGUCCCACUUUUUUGAGACCUCUUCCUCAUGUUCAGGAUCAUCCACAGUUUUUACCUGUGCGACAUUUUGAUGUUGAAUCUUCAAAUGUGAUGCAUAGUUUUGGAAGCCAUAACCAAUCCUCAGGGGGCAUGUACCUCAAUGAGCGUAUGCAUGCUGGUUUUUCUGUUCUUGGAGCAGGGCCUUUCCGAAGAUAAAGUUGGAAACAAACUUUGAUGUUUCAAGAUCAGUUUUUGCAGAAAUUUUCAUCCAGAAAUAUGGCAAAGAUUUAUAACGAGUUGGGUGUUUCGAUGUUUGAAGAUGGAAGUUAUGGAAAAAGCUUCAAUAGGGCAACAUAAGACGACAUGGUUUACGCAGGGCAUCUAUAGAAAGCUUUCCCUAUGUUAAUAGAACAAUCGGAGGCAAGGGCGCAGUGGCAUGUCUAUCGAUUUUGGAGGCAGAACUAUGCAUCUGUGACUGUGUGGCCUAUCAGCCAUUCAUAAAACUAAUUUAUAAAAAAGUUUACACAAAGAGUUACUCAUAUGUUUCUUCAGUUUUUUUGUUGUUAAACCGGAAGAAAGUAUGCUAUCGGACCGGAACUUCUCACGGGUUUAAUCUAGAUUAGCUAAAGGUUGAACCCUAGAGAGUGGAGCUACUGGUUUUGUUGUGAGUAUAAAUGUAAAAUCAAUGUGACAAGUCCGACUUAUUACUUGUAUAGUUGUAUCAA
This is a messenger RNA of Spinacia oleracea (spinach), 5551 nucleotides long. RefSeq lists its product as uncharacterized. The coding region runs from base 639 to 5042 and encodes 1467 amino acids. The record is from RefSeq and is a predicted model, not a curated record. The transcript has 4 exons. NCBI's taxonomy places the organism in Eukaryota, Viridiplantae, Streptophyta, Magnoliopsida, Caryophyllales, Amaranthaceae.